GGAUAGCAGCCAGCAGCUGGAGGUGGCGCUGGGAAUGACUAUCAACGCAGCCUGACGCUUAUUUAACUGAGACGAACAGUUCUUGGUGAGACAAAAAAAAAAAAGGGGGAUACGAGCGAAAAGGAAACCGAGGGAAAAAGCAGAAAAGAAAGAAACAGCAAAAAUGGUGUAUUACUUCACGUCCAACGUGGUUGAGCCGGCCGGCUUCAUCUAUGUGGGCAAGGAUAAGUAUGAGAAUGAGGACCUGAUCAAGUAUGGCUGGGAGGAAGAUGUCUGGUUCCACGUCGACAAGCUUUCCAGCGCCCACAUCUACCUUCGCAUGCAGCCUGGCCAGACUUGGGAUGACUUGCCCCAGGAGUUGGUCAUGGACCUGGCACAGCUCACAAAGGCAAACUCAAUAGAAGGAAAUAAAAAGGACAACAUCACCGUCAUCUACACCCCUUGGGCCAAUCUCAAAAAGGAUGGAAGCAUGGACGUCGGCCAAGUCAGCUUCCACGAUCAGAGAAAAGUCAAGCGCAUCCUAGUUCCCAAUCGCGAGAACCCCAUCGUCAACCGCCUCAACAAGACCAAAGUCGAGAAGAAGCCCGACCUCAAGGCCGAAAAGGACGACAUGCUCAAGCAGCUACGAGCCAAGGAUCAGGCAGCACAGCAAAUCAAGAGAAAAGAAGAACAGCGGCAGGCUCAGGAGUGGAAAGAGAAGAAGUGGCAGAAAGACCACGCGUACGACGAGAUGUUUACCGAAGAGAAUAUGGCCGCGUCGAGCAACCAAGAUCGGGCGGCGGAUUGGGAAGACGAUUUUAUGUAGAUCUUUGGCGAUAUUCAUGAGGACAUCUUAGAAGGCGAUUAAUAAGAAAAAAUCCAAAAUACCAUUGCCUAACUGUGAGCCUGUUCCUUCCAAAAUAGGGUAUUGCAAGAAGAAAAAACAUGGUACUACUCAAAAACUUGUAGUCCAAACUAAAAGAAGAGUAUUUUCCAAAAGAAGAUAUAAUGAUAGUAUCCCGUCGAUUCCGUCCCAUACCUAGUACCCAGUGCUCUUGAUUCGCGUUUACACGUUUACGUCAACCCUCCGAUUGCCAAUCUUGAUACUAUCCAUCUUCCUAGUGAUACUUUGCAUCUCAGACGGAACUUCUAGCCUGAUCGGACUUGAUGAGGCGGCCGGUGAUGCAAUUCUCUUUGGGCUCGAUGGCUGGCCGACAAGAAGCGGAGGCAUAUCCAACUCUUCAUCCUCAUCAUUCUCUUCGUCAAAGGCCUCUUCUCCGUCCUCUUCCUCGCGCUGCAAACUGCCAUGUUUUUCGGGAUCGCUAAUCAUCACAACAGGCUCGCCGCCUGGCAGUCGCACCUCGGAUGCUUCCAGAGUUUGCGCAAUGUCGAGGAGCAAGACGUCCAUGGGGCAAAUGUAAGCCACGCGCUUGCGUUGACUCCAGGCCAACACAUGCCCGCAGAGCUGCCCGUGCUGCCGAUCGACAAUCCAGGCACCACUGUCUCCUGGUAUUCCAAGAGGAUAGGAAGGCUUCGUGUCUUGUCCUGUGGCAGCAGAUAAAACGCUGGCGAUUUGAUAUGUGUGACUCGGAGACUGACGUCCAUAAAUUUUGACGCUUGUCAAGGCUGGUAGGAUUUGCCCAGUCUGUGAGCCACUGGUUCGUGCAACGCAUUGUACCUCCAGGCCGGGAAGAGCUGACCACGGCGCCACCGUGGUUGGCCGAAGCAUCGGCUGAUUGCUCUGGGCUUUCUUUCCGAGCAAGCGGGACCUUUGGUUUCCAUCAUCCGAUAUCUUGGGGAUCGAAUUGUCCUCAGGCAAACGCCCGUCUGAGAAUUCGAAAAGGGCCCAAUCAACUUCAUGAAUCAAGCCAUUGGCUUCCUUACGACGAAUACCACUAGAAGCAUACACUUCUCCAAGACUGAAAGUAUCGAGAUGGUCUUCAUCUUCAGUCUCAGCAUAAGGAUAGAAGCCUUCUUCCACGUCAUCUAGGGCAGGCUGGGUGACGAUGUAGCCAUCACCACACCCGGGCUCUAUGCCUGGAAUAUCACCAGGUUCACUAUACUCUUCGUCUUCGUCCUCCUCCUCAUCGUCGUAGUCGCUAGUGAGGUCUGUUUCGGAAUAAGGCUCUGAUUCUGUGUCGGACAGCUCAUAAGAGUAAUCAUCGCCAUCGAAGCUACCAAACGUCGACUCAGGCUGCCACUCGCGUCCUGGAACAGCGCUGCUACGCGUGGUAUCGGGAAAUGCAAAAUCGCGUUCCGGGUCGUCGAGCAUGUGGUGCACAGUCAUGCCAUACGUCUUUUCGUCAACAAUGACAAGACCGCCAAAGCUCACCGGAGGCAAGUGUCGGUCUCCAAUCCAGGCCCCAAUGCUUGCGCCAUUAUUGGGCUUUUCCUGGUAUUCAGGAUUGACAGCCUCGACAUGUUCGUCAUCGCUAUCGUGGCCCGAUUGAUGUCCGCUAGAUCUACUUCCUCGCGCCAUGGACCUCAUGAUUGAUCCUUGUCGUCGCGAUCUGAUGACGCUCCCACGGCAUACUUUAAGACCAAAGCCAGUGGAAUCGUCAAACAGCUCACCCAGC
This is a messenger RNA of Trichoderma atroviride IMI 206040, 2555 nucleotides long. RefSeq lists its product as uncharacterized. NCBI's taxonomy places the organism in Eukaryota, Fungi, Ascomycota, Sordariomycetes, Hypocreales, Hypocreaceae. The record is from RefSeq and is a predicted model, not a curated record.